Hydatigera taeniaeformis is the source of this 321-nucleotide messenger RNA. The record is from the annotation of a GenBank genome assembly. Lineage: Eukaryota; Metazoa; Platyhelminthes; Cestoda; Cyclophyllidea; Taeniidae.
AUGAGCAUGUUCGCAGUCAUCAAAUUGCUUCCUCGUCUACAGUCGCUACAGUCUUCUUCGCAGGUGGCGGUGCAAGCACAGCCUCAGUGGUGGUGGCGGCAGCCGUUUACCACCACUGUUGCGAACAACCCCACGGUUGUUGCCACGACCACGCGUAUGGAGUCCAGCAUUGGGGCUUCUGCACAGACCAUCACACCGACUUCUGUCCCCAUUGCGAGCCCUUCGCAACCUCAAACCACGGAGACCACUUCCACGGGUAUGAGCAUGGCCAACCACCGCACUCCAUCUCUUCGACUGUCUCUUUGCCUUGCCUACAACUGA